This is a messenger RNA of Pyrgilauda ruficollis (rufous-necked snowfinch), 828 nucleotides long. It is a transcript of the gene CUNH3orf52, whose product is annotated as chromosome unknown C3orf52 homolog. The record is from RefSeq and is a predicted model, not a curated record. The coding region runs from base 1 to 828 and encodes 275 amino acids. The transcript has 6 exons. NCBI's taxonomy places the organism in Eukaryota, Metazoa, Chordata, Aves, Passeriformes, Passeridae.
AUGAGCUGGCUCCGUGCUCACUUCAGAGACAGAGGUCUUCGCAGAGGACCCUCUUCUGAGACAGAAGCAAUGAAAAGGCACAGCUCUGCUCAGGAGCAUGAGAUUAUUGAAUUACAGGAACAUAAGGUGGAGGAAAGUGAGACUGAUCAUGACAAGCCCCUAAAUGCUCAAACAAGAAAGGAGAGAGAUCCCUGGAAAUCAUGCAGGAAUGUAGUUUUCUGGAAGUGUAAACUAUGGAUGGUUAUAUCUACAAUAUUUCUAGUGAUCUUCCUGGUCAUUCUCAUCAGCCUAAUUCUUUAUUCUAAUGUUUACACAGAUGAGGAUGACUACUGGGAUCCUGAUGAAUUACUAAGCAAUGGAAAUUUUCACAAUUUUUCAGGAACAUUGGAGUUAAUGUGUGGUCUCUCACACUUCUCCUCUGAGGACAUUACUAAGAGGCUAACAGAGGUCUACAACUCAUCUCCAGCUUUAGGACGUUACUUUAGGUCAGCUCAGGUGAUUUCUUUCAGUAAUGAAAGCUCCACUGUAAUUUAUCAGCUAGUGUUUUCUGUACCACCAUCAACAGAGGGAUUUAUGGAAAACAGUAUGAACCCAGAUUUUAUAAGGAACAUUUUACGUCAAAAUAUUUAUGAUGAAGAUACUCUUAAUCCUGGGACAUCUGAAUGUGACAGGUUAAAGCUCAACCCGACUUCUCUCACAUCCUCCUUGGAUAAGGUGCUCUUUGCUCUAUUUUUCUCGUCUUCAGUGUGCAAUAUGAAAGAAGAAAGCAACAGCACGAAGAGACAUGUCUCAUUCACUAACAAAGCUGAAUGUCACAGGAAUAUUUAA